Molecule: messenger RNA, 2337 nt
Organism: Peniophora sp. CBMAI 1063
Lineage: Eukaryota; Fungi; Basidiomycota; Agaricomycetes; Russulales; Peniophoraceae
Source: the annotation of a GenBank genome assembly
AUGCCGCCACGAAGGGGACCACGCUACACGCAAGAGGACAUAGAGCGACAGCUGCAGCAAAUCCUCUUCGACCCUUCCUCGUCUUCCGAGGGUCUUGAGCAGCUUGGGCCUAUCAUCAAACAGAUUCAUCAUGAGCGGCAGCAGGAUGCCUACUUGCGCACUCUUCAAGUAGUGAUCAACGCCAAAAAUGCUGAGAUUGAACGCAUAUGUAGCGACACCUAUCAGGACGUUCUGCCAGCUAUAGCCGCGCUGUUCGCCAUCCAGUCGUACAGCAACGACCUACGCGACAAGGUUACUACGACACUCGAUAUAUCCGUCUUUCAAGUCGCCCGUGCCUCGGUGGAGAGGAAACGGAAACUGGUCCAGGCGAAGAGGGCUCUGGCGAACCUUGACGAGGCGAUCGACAAUCUACAAGCCGGUGUGCGAGUACUCAACACGCUGACCAGCAUUGGCGGGAUGAUACAGCAAAGAAAGUACUGGUCAGCACUGAGAUCUAUCGAUGAUAUUCAAUACAUGCCCGCAGGCUUGCCUGCCCAGGCGCCUCUGUACCACCAUACCCUUACCUGUCUGCCGUCCUUGCGUGAACAAAUCAAGAGCGCAGUGCUUGCGCAGAACACACAAUGGCUACUCGACAUCCGUAACCUAACUAAAUACGUCGGUCGGCUCGCACUCGGCAGCAUGCGGGCUCGAUCAAACAAGUGGAAAGUCAGACGCGAACGUGACCCUUUACUUCAACGCGCUCAGGUGGGCAGUGCGGCGGAGACCGUCAUGUACGAGAACCACGGCCAUAAUGUUCUUGAGAGCGACGAGCUUCAAGUCGACUUCAAGCCACUUUAUCAGAGCAUUCAUGUAUACACCGCUCUUGGCUCUCUCGAUGAACUUCGCCGUUGGUACCGCGAGAGUCGCUCGGGGCAAUCGGAACUCAUCCUGCAGGCGUCGAUGCAACUCUCUUCCUUUACCGAUGUUGUCGAAGGCAUCAUCGGGUUCUUCAUCAUCGAAUCACACGUACUUCGGACAACCAGCAACUUUAGGUCUCCUCGUGACGUCGAGGAGUUAUGGGAUACAUCAAUGCAGAGAUUCGCAUCCGUUGUCAAGACAGCUUUGGAGAAGGAAACCGAUGCAGCGUCCUUCUUGCAUGUCAAGGAGGUCUUACUAGACUUCGUAAUCGCGGCCGAGUCAUACGCUUACUCGACACAAUCAAUGCAUAUGCUUCUUCAACAUCUAUUCGAGAAGUACGUGACGUCACUAGAGCGCCGAUACGGCAAACGGUCCGAGGAAAUCAUACAGAAGGAUGACCUACAACCCUUCACGGUGAAGGACGCAGGGAAACUUGAAGACGCGUUGCGCUCUAUCUGGUUGGCAGAGCAUAAGCGAGACGCAUUGUCGAGAUCCGCGUUUCCGGCACAUCUCCCAUGGUCGAAUAGCUUCCCGCUAUGCUGCGCUAGCAUACGCGACUUCGCCCAUCGCUCUCACCAGUUCAUCGAAGGUGUCCCCCUUCGUCAUCAUAGCGUCGAUGAGCUCUUGGGCAAGUCACUGGAUGUGCUUCUCAAGGAGCACCUCGCAACGUCGUUCAUACACCAACUCGAGCGCACUACUCAACUACCAGAUCUUGCUCAGAUCAUUGCGAACCUCGAGCACUUCGAAGGCGCGUGCGCGGAGCUCGAGCACUCGUUGAACGUGAUGCGCGAAGCGCAACGCGGUGAUACAGUGCGUAUAACUGCGGCGCCUGCAUUCGCCGAAGCGCUCACACGGGCGCGAGCGCGCCUCGCGGACGUGAUUACGAGCGAGCUUGAUGGCUUCUUCGAGCUUAACUCAUAUGAAUGGACACCAGCACAGAAGGAAGAAGUGCCGAGCAUAUACUUGACCAAGCUCGUAGCCUGGUUGAGCACUGCCGUCGACUCGCUUCAGUUAAAGGGCGAGGACAAGGAGCAGCUGUAUCAAGAAGCAGUUGCUCAUAUCGCCCAUCGUCUCAUGGAAUUCUUGACCGAUGAGACAAUCCCUAUGAUGAACGAGAAUGGCGUAACGCAAAUCUCGACCGACGUCGGCUUCCUCGAGACCGUAUUCGAUGAUUUGGGACACGAGGAUCUCAACCACUCCUUCGCCGAGAUCCAAUCUACGAUCACCCUGGCGCUCUCUGAUACAGUUGCCGAGGUUCUUGUACCCGCCGCACGCAAAUGGAAACACUCCCAUGUUGACCCGAAGCAUUUGCAAGUGAUGCUGGGGAAGUUGAGCAAAUAUGGAGCAACGUUACGGGACCCUGUGCAACGAGCGCGCGCGGACAGGCGCAGACGAGAGGCUGAGCAGAUUGGAAGAAUGUUAUCUGGGGAAGGCAGUUAG